Messenger RNA from Colletes gigas, 28123 nucleotides. It is a transcript of the gene shot, whose product is annotated as microtubule-actin cross-linking factor 1. Gene Ontology annotation, cellular component: membrane; intermediate filament; cytoplasm. Gene Ontology annotation, molecular function: microtubule binding; structural molecule activity; calcium ion binding. Lineage: Eukaryota; Metazoa; Arthropoda; Insecta; Hymenoptera; Colletidae. The transcript has 44 exons. Gene Ontology annotation, biological process: wound healing; intermediate filament cytoskeleton organization. Bases 1074 to 26396 code for a protein of 8440 amino acids. The record is from RefSeq and is a predicted model, not a curated record.
GUGUCGAGGCGACGUGCUCUACACGACGGAGCGGCAAAUCGCGUCUUCUCCAACUCGCAAGCCGCACGCUCGCUCUCCUUCUCUCUUCCUUUCCUCUUUCCUCUCUUUGAUCUUUGCUCUACCUCUCUCUCACUCUCCGUUCUUUCUAACCCGUUCGCGCGUCUCCGUUGCCGUUUUCCUCCUCCCGCGUGGUUCCCUGUACCUCCCCCUCCGCGCGUCGUUCCUUAUCCUCGCGCGUUGCUCCUCUUUCCUCGGCCCAUUCAUCCUUCUCGGUCCACCUUUCCGUCUUUUUCCGUUCGAGCGUUUCUCCGCGCGCGUUCCUCUCUCUCUGUCCUCGUCGCGCGCGGCCUACAGCUACCUGGCCGUGUUACGGCGGGGUUCCGGAUACGCGCGUCGACUUCGUCAACGUUGUGUCGUGCGGUACGCUCUCCGCCACGGAAUUCCAGUGCCACGUCUCGAGUUCGAGCCGACGGUCGCGGUGGGUCGGGGACGGUCGAUCGGUCGGUCGGUCGUCGUCUGUCAGUCGGAUCGCACCGAUCGUGCGUGGAGUCAGUGUCGCGUGCGUUUAUACCUGUUCUUAUCAUCAUCGUCGUCGUCGUUGUUCCUGCGAACGAGUCACGUGCAUCGCGACCACCGUGUGCCCAGUGUCAACGUAUCCGAUCCAAAAAGAAACGAAAGUCAACGAGGAGCACGCGAACGGAGCAACGCAAGGGGAGGAAAAACGAGUUUAAUUAAGGGACGAAAUUGGGUCUUGCAUCGACUCAAAGUGCCAUAGUAACACGUAUACGCCAGAAAUAUAUAAAUAAUAUCGAAUCUUCCCGUGAAGAUAAUAAGCCUAAGUGAUCCUCGACUUGGUGAUAUUCCUCGAAACGUUUCGCGUUCGAUCGUGGUUUUUUGGUGUCAGUACCAGUGCGCGUGGUUACACGUGAAAACAAGGGAAGAUAAGAAACGCCGCGCGAAAGAGAAGCCCCCCCCCCCGAUGAACGGCGAGAGCGCGUCGUCUCCUCGUCGCUGAUCGUUGGGUCUCGAAAGAACCUAAGGGAGACGAACGAUCGAGUUAACUGGCUAACGAGAUGUCCACUCAGGCCUAUUACAAGGAGAGGCUCGGUUUCGAUCCGGCCGAUACCGUGGCGGAACACCAUCGCGAGCAGAGAUGGCAGCACGGAUACGAGGAGUCGCUUUCCAAGUUCAAAGGUCAGAACGAAAAUGGAUUUUCGUGGUGGAUGAUGGAGGAGCAUCGGGAGAAUUGUCGGGCGGACGGGGCCGCGGAGGAACAUCGUUCCGGCAGCUCGCAGGCUUUCUGGGGUUGCUGGGCGAUGUUCAUCGAGGCGCACGACGAACGAGACGCAAUCCAAAAGAAAACAUUCACCAAAUGGGUGAACAAGCAUCUGAAAAAGCAUUGGAAGUACGUGAAGACUUACACGUGCCUGCACGUGUGCGUCCUUGUGAACAACCAGCCAUGCUGUUCCCCCACUGCCAGCAGACAUGUCGGAGAUUUGUUCGAGGACCUGCGGGACGGGCACAACCUCAUUUCCUUGCUGGAGGUUCUCUCAGGCGAGCAUCUCCCGCGAGAGAGGGGUCGAAUGCGUUUCCACAUGCUGCAGAACGUGCAAAUGGCCCUUGAUUUUCUGCGAUACAAGAAAAUCAAGCUCGUCAAUAUCCGUGCGGAAGAUAUCGUCGAUGGAAACCCGAAGCUCACCCUCGGCUUGAUAUGGACCAUCAUACUUCACUUCCAGAGCUGGCGACGCAAGAUAUCCGAUAUAGUCGUGGGCCAGGAACCUAAUGUUACCGCUCGCGAAGCUCUCCUGAGAUGGGCCAGACGAUCGACGGCGCGUUACCCAGGUGUACGCGUCACGGACUUCACCGGAUCCUGGAGGGACGGUUUGGCGUUCAGCGCCCUGAUACACCGAAACAGGCCAGACCUGGUCGAUUGGAGAGGAGCUCGUUCCUGUCAGCCACGAGAGCGGCUCGACCGGGUCUUCCACGUCGCGGAGCGCGAGUAUGGCGUUACGAGGCUUCUCGAUCCCGAAGACGUGGAUACCCCCGAACCGGACGAGAAGUCCUUGAUAACGUAUAUCUCUUCGCUCUACGACGUGUUCCCGGAGCCGCCCGCGAUUCACCCGUUGUACGACGCCGAGGCUCAAAGACGAUCCGCGGAGUACAGAGAGCUCGCCAGUUCUCUUCAUCUGUGGAUACGCGAGAAGAUGAGCUUGAUGCAGGAACGUGCCUUUCCACCCACUUUGAUCGAGAUGAAGAAACUGGCGGCGGAUAGCGCGAAAUUCAAGAACGAGGAAGUGCCGCCUCGAUACAGAGACAAGCAACGACUCUCCUACAUAUUCAGGGAUCUGCAAAAGUAUUUCGAGGCGGUCGGCGAGGUGGAUAUGGAGCCGGAAUUACACAUCGACGUUAUCGAGAAGAAUUGGAACCGUUUGAUAAUGCUGCAUCAGGAGAGGGAGCAGGCGAUCAUCGACGAAAUUAAACGACUCGAACGACUUCAACGACUGGCCGAGAAAGUUCACAGAGAGAUGAAGACGACCGACAACCGAUUGGAGGAGCUGGAGAGACGCGUGGAAGACGAAGCGAGACGCCUCGAUCGUCUUCAUCCUCUCGAAGCGAAACACGCGGUGGACCUUCUCGAGCAAGACAUACGAAACACCGAAAUUCAAAUACAGAAUAUAUUCACGGACGUACACACUCUAACCGAAGGAAGAUACAGUCAAGCGGCCGAGCUCCACAAGAGAGUUCAGAAGCUACAUCAACGAUGGGUCGCGCUGCGAUCUCUUCUCCACAAACGUUUGGUACAGCCGCUGUCGGCCGUGUCUUUCCCGGUGGAGGAGCGCGUCGUCACAAAACACCGUACUACCGUCCACGAAACACGUUUGGUAGACACCAAUCCGCAUUUCCGUGCAUUGCACGACUGCAUCGACUGGUGCAAGGCGAAGAUCAAGCAGCUCCAAGAGGCAGACUACGGCUCGGACUUGCCCAGCGUGCAGAACGAGCUGGACGUUCACCAAAGGGAGCACAAGAACAUCGAACAGUUCCAUCCUAAAGUCGACAGAUGCGUGCAAUCCAAGAGCCACUUCCACGGGGAGGAGUUGACGUUGUACAGUCAACAUCUCGCCGUUCUUCAGAAACUCUAUGCCGAAUUAUUUUCGGCCUCCAACAAGAGACUGUCCGACCUGGACACGUUACACGACUUCAUACAAUCCGCUACCGGCGAGCUGGUUUGGUUGAGCUCCAAGGAGGAAACGGAGGUGACGCGCGACUGGAGCGACAAGAACCUGAACGUGCAGAGCAUCGAGCAGUAUUACGAGCGUACCUAUGGAUCCGGUAUAGAGUCCCUCAUGAGCGACUUGGAGAAAAGAGAGAUUCAAUUCUCCGCGGUGCAAGAUCGAGGCGAAGCGCUGGUUCUUCAACAUCAUCCGGCUGCCAAGACGAUCGAGGCUUACAUGUCGGCCAUGCAGAGUCAGUGGGCUUGGCUACUUCAGCUGACACUGUGCUUGGAGGUUCACUUGAAACACGCGGCUCAAAGUCAACAGUUCUUCCGCGAGAUCCAGCAGGCGGAACAGUGGAUCGGGAAGAGAGACGAGACCCUUAACACCAUUUACUCUCAGUCCGACUUCUCCCUGGACGAGGGUGAACGACUUCUGAAAGGCAUGCAAGAACUCCGCGAAGAAUUAAACAGUUACGGCGAUCACGUGCAGAAGCUGGUCGACCAGGCGAAAGACGUCGUUCCCAUGAAGCAGCGUCGACAGCCCGUGACGCGACCUAUGCAGGUCACUUGCGUCUGUAGUUACAAGCAAGUCAACAUGUCGAUCGAGAAAGGAGAACAAUGCACGUUGUAUGACAACUCUGGUAGAAUAAAGUGGCGUGUCAAGAACCAGGAAGGCGUUGAAUCCCCCGUACCGGGCGUCUGCUUCGCUCUUCAACCACCCGAUAAAGACGCCCUCGACGCGGCUGAGAGAUUGCGACGACAAUACGACCGUAGCGUCGCGCUCUGGCAACGAAAGCAGCUGCGUCUGCGACAGAACAUGAUAUUCGCGACUAUCAAGGUAGUGAAGGGUUGGGAUUUGCCGCAGUUCUUGGCCAUGGGUCAAGAUCAACGAACAGCUAUCAGAAAAGCGUUGAACGAGGACGCUGAGAAAUUGUUGUCGGAGGGCGACCCGGCGGACCCGCAAUUGAGACGUUUGAAACGGGAAAUGGCCGAAGUGAAUAAGCUGUUCGACGAGCUAGAGAAACGAGCCAGGGCGGAGGAGGAGUCAAAGAACGCGGGUCGUAUUUUCAACGAGCAGGUGUCGGCCCUUCAGCAGGCGCUCGAUGAAGCGGAGAGAGUGUUGAAUGCUUGCAUAGCCGCUCCUUUGCCCAGAGACCUCGACAGUUUGGAACACUUGGUCCUGCAGCACAAGGACUACGAGCAGAGUCUUCGUCGCUUGACGCCGGAUCUCGACCGGGUUCAGCAGACUUUCCGUGGCAUCACUUUGAAGACUCCAGCGAUGAGGAAUAAGCUCGACGCCAUUACCAGCAAGUGGAAUCACAUCUGGAACGCUAGCAAUCUUUACAUCGAGCGGCUCAAGUGCGUCGAGAUUCUGCUCUCUAGUCUGGAGGAGAACACGACCGUGAUCUCCGAGUUCGAAGUGAAAUUGGCUUCCUUCGAUGAACUACCAGCCGAUCUGAAGGGUCUACAGAACGUGUUGGAGGAUUUGAGGGUUCUCCAGAACGCCAUCACUCAACAGCAGAGCGCUAUGGAUCAACUGAACGAGGACGCGCAUAACACCAGACGUCUCGUCGAAAGGUCAAGGCCUAGUCAUCGUGGUCCCCACACGGACAUGGACCGAUUGGACGCGGAAGUAAACCGACUGAACGUUAGAUGGACGAACGUGUGCGGUCAACUCGUGGACAGAGUUCGCAGCGCGGAGGCGGCCUACAGUCUGGCACAGCAAAUGGAGCACGCGUAUAGAAACGAGGUUGAUUUCGUCGACGAAUCCUAUAGCAAACUCGAGGUGGAGAACGCGAAGAAUCUAUUGAACAGAGUGGUGGAUCGAGCCCCAGCGAUCGAGGCGGUAAAUGUGACGGGUGGUCGAUUGAUUCGCGAAGGAAAGAUCUAUGGACAGAGGCUUCGAGCGUUCAAGGAACAAUUGGAAGAUAUAUGCCCGUCGAUGGACGCCACGGUGAAGAAGCCGCGAAGAGAGUUCGUUUCGACGGUCGACGACGUGGCGCGAGACCUAGACACCCUUAACAGGAAGUACACCACGCUCGUGAAUAUCCUUCAGGAGCGAGUGAGGCAGAUGGCGGCUAUUCAUCCCGAGGAUGCGUCUCUGCAGCGUGCUCUUCAGGAGCAAAGGCCGCUCAAAACGUUUCGGACGGAAUUCAACAUUUAUGAGAGCAGCACCUGCGAGGAGCGCUACACUUCGACAACGACACACUACACACAGUCGCAGUACAGUUUGGAGCGGCACGAGAGGACAGAGCGGACGGAGAGGACCGAGACGGUCUUGUCCAGCGACACUACACGCCAUUCGAGUUCCCAGGACGGGUCUCGUCUCGGUCAGGAUGUCGCGAUCGUUCCGACCGCGCAUUCGGAGAACGAGAUCGAGAGAGAGAAAAUUACGCGAAGACGAGAGAACGACGAGAAGAGGGAACGCGUGGACGAGAGGGACGAGACGUCCUGGUCGAGGACCAGCAGCGGCGGCAGCGUGCAUUUUAGCGAGAUUAGGAGUUUAAAGAGGAUAGAGAGGGCGGAAGAGGGUAUAGGUACAGAGAACGUAAUAGAGGCUAGGGGUAUCGUAGAUCAGAGAACGGGGAACGUGUUGACGGUUGGCGAGGCGAUUAGUCUUAGGAUUCUGGACGUUAGGAAGGGUAGAAUAGCGUGCUCGGACAGCAGAAAGACCGUGACGAUCGAGGAGGCGGCUCGUGAGAAGAUAAUCGACUCGCGGCUCGCGGAUCGUCUGUUGGGCCCGUGCGGGUUCGACGAGGAGGGACGACCGGUGUCUCUGCUCGAGGCGAUUCAACGGGAGCUGUACGACGCGGAGAAAACCGACGGGUCCGGGCCCGGGGAUAGAGCGAAGGUAACUUACAGACAGAGCACGCCCGUCGACGCGAGCGAGGCGGUUAGCGUAGCCGAUGCGAUAAAGGAGGACACGGUCGAAGGGAGAGGUUCCGCGUUGGACCCGCGGACGGGCGAAUUCGUUACGGAGGACGGCGAGAGGCUGUCGGUCGAGGAGGCGCACGCGAGAGGCUACCUGGCCAAGCUAGACGUGACCGUUACGGUGAAGAGGAGCGCGUUGCCGUUAUCCGACGCGAUAUCGCAGGGUUUGGUGGACGAGACGCUUGGACGCGUGCUUGAUAGAAUCACCGGUGAGAGUUACGCUAUCGACGAGGCGAUCGAGGAAGGGAUUCUGGAUCCUACGGCGAGAGAGAUCGUGGACGCGAAGAACGACACCAAAGUGACGCUUCUGGAGGCCAUGAAGCAGGGUAUCGUUAAUCCAAAGACCGGGAAGUACAUGCACGGACUGACCAUGGAGAAGUUGUCGUUGAAGGAGGCGCGUCGAAGGCGGCUGAUCGUUAAGCCGAUGACGCUGAAAGAUUGUCGGGAUUCGGGGAUCAUCGACGAGGGCGGGAAGAUCACUAGUCCCGCGCAUCGAACGAAGUUGACCGUGACGGAGGCGAUCGAGCGAGGCGUUCUCGACACGGAUCGUUUGAACUCGAUCGUCGACCUGAGAACCGGCGAGAGAGUCACACUGUCGGAGGCGUUGAACCGUGGUUUAAUCGAUCCGGAGAAGGCCACCUACAGAGACUCCACGGAGGAGUGCGCUAUUUCGGAAGCAGUCGAGAAGGGGCUCAUCACUUCGCUCGCUCAGAAGACGAUAUUCGACGUGGACGGAUUCAAAGAUCCGCUGACCGGGGAGUACGUGACCCUGAACGCUGCGCUGCUCAAGGGUUUGAUCAGUUCGAAGUCUGGUGGUAGCUACAUAGUAGAUCCCAACACCGGUGAGACGGUCUCGCUGGCCAAAGCAGAGGAACAAGGCUACGUUCGACCAGAGGUUUCGGAGAUGCUGAACCGAGGAAUAGGAAUUAUCGAAGAGGGUAAAGAGAUCACGUUUCUCGAAGCCGUUUUCGCCGGACUGCUCGAUCCCAAAACUGGUCUUUUGUUAGAUCCUAGGACCAAGAAGCCAGUGCCUCUAGAAAACGCGAUUAAACGAGGACUUAUCACGCCUGACGGUGCUGCUUUGCUCACUGGUUUGUUGAAUGUCACCGUUACCACGCAGAGUGUAACGAAAGUCAGAGAAGUUCAACAGGAGGUGGUCGAAAGAAUAGUCGACAAGAGACCAACGGACGCGAAUGAACGAUCGCCUUCCGUUGAUAGUACGAUGGACGUCGACGAAUCUUCCGAGUCCGAAGAAUCUUUGGAGUCUAAGCUAAACGACAACGUACCUAGAGCGAUUGGCACCACCACGACCAUAGUUUCUUUCUCGGGGGUAGAUACUAAGAAUGUAGUUAAAAAUAAGAACGAAACUGUAUUACGUACCAUGAGAAGUAUGUCCCCGGAUGACAAUACGAACGUCGAGCGUCUGUCAUGGUCGAAUCAUCGUAAAGAUCCAGAUCAAGAUCAGGACACGACCGUCACUGACGAUUUUACGAUCAAUGAACGCUCCAGAGAAUGUUCACCGACGGAAAAACGCGUGUUCGAAUUGCCUACCGACGGAUGGUCGCUUUCCGAUGCGAUCCAUCAAAAGUUGUUUGAUCCAACCACGGGUCUGUUUAUAAUCCCCGGAACUGACAGAUUGGUUUCCUUCGAGGAGUGCGUGAAACUUCGAAUAAUAGAUCCUAAUUCGGGUCUCGUGAUCGAUCCGAGCAACGGAAGGAAAGUGUCCCUGCUACGAAGUUUAGAAAAGAACAUUUUAGAUUCUACGGGUCACUACGCUGAACCAGAAAAAAUUUCAAUGAAAAAAGCGAUCAAGAAAGGUUUGGUGAUCUUGAUAGGUAGGACUCCUGCAGACGAAAGCCCCCAACAGAGACUAUUACGAAUUACUAAGGUAUCCGGGGAACCGGACAAACUCGAGUUGUCGCGAUCAGAUGAUCCUUCGAAACAGUUGGAGAUCAUUCCAUCAGAAGCUAGUCUCUCGAUACCGGAUCCUGUACGAGUCUCGAAAGGUCUCAUCUACGAUCCAAGCACGGCUCUGGUCAUAUCGACCGAAACUGGAAGAUCGAGCGAGCUGUUGUCAGCCCUGUCCGACGGCACUUUGCCCUACGACGUGGUGGUCGUUAAAGACCCCCUCACCGAGAAGGAUAUCGGAAUAAUGGAGGCCAUUCAACGUGGCAUAGUGAACAAAGAGAAAGCGGAGUACAAAGUCGACGAGAAAAGGAAAAUAUCGUUAUUAGACGCGGCGAAAUUCGGCAUAAUAACCGUCGUGGGUUCGCCCCUCGAGCCAGUCACAUCUUUCACGCCUCCAACCGAAGAAUCGUCCGUCUCGAGGACCGACGGAGAAGCUGAACCAGAGACGGAACGUAGAGACGCAACGUUGACAUCUAAAGCGAGCUACGAGCCCAAAUACACAGUGACCAUUGGGAAAGCCAUGGAAAGCCAAUUCGACGAAGCCAAACCUAUCGUGCUUCAGAAGAUGAGAAAGAGAGUAGUGAACAGUAAGGAAGCCGUGGAGAGUGGACUGAUCGACGCAGAGACGGCCGAGAUUUUUGCCAGCAAAAUGACAACGGACAAUGGUAAACUCGUCACGCUCUCGGAAGCUAUUCGCGAUAAACGGAUAGACGCGAAAUCAGGGAAGAUCAUCGAUCCUCAGAGAGGAGACGUAUUGAACAUUGGCGAGGCAGUGGAGCGUGGAAUUUUGGAUCCGGAGAGCGCCGACGUGCUGGUACCUCUGGCGAAGAGCCUGUCGAUUCCUGGCUUGUACCGCCAGGGUUUGUUAGACCCCGUGGAGGGUAAAGUUGUUCACCCGGAGACUGGCGCUCAUCUUACUCUCAGAGAAGCGAUUCUCUGCGAGAUAGUCGACCCUCUGUCGAAUCUAGAGUGCUCGAACGGUCGCACCGAGACUCUUCGUAACGCGAUCGAGAGCGGUCUCGUCGAUCCGGAAAGGUCUUUGAUAAAAACCACCAAAGGCGAGAGCGUAGGACUGGUCGAGGCUGUCCAGACAAACGUGUUCGUGGAUUCGAACAAAGGUCGCGAACAGAUACCUCCAGUCGGCAUGACGUUCAACGUGGCGCUCGAACGCGGUUUGAUAGACACGACCGGCACGCAAAUACGACAUCCGACUAUCGGUGAUCAAUUGUUCCUCGAGGACGCUAUAAAGGAGAACUUCAUAAUGUCCUUGCCGUGUCCUGUCGCGUCCGACAGCAUGGAGGUGACCAAGGCCCUCGAGGCUGGUCUGAUAGAUAGGGAGAAGGGAGUUUUCGUCGAUCCAACGACUGGCACUCCGAUACCGAUAUUGGAAGCCAUUGAAUCCGGUUUGCUGGUAGUGAAAUCGCCAGCCAGCCGCGUAUCCACGGUCGCCGACUCUGGCGGCGUCACUGAAACUGUCACUAUUAAAACCAUUGAUAUUUCGCAAGGUUACUCGUUGGCGAACGCUACCGAGGUGAAGAAUAUCGAGACCGGGGACACGAUCAGCAUCGAGGAAGCCCGUCGCAGAGGAAUCGUCAGAGACGUGUUGGAACGCAGAGAGUUUACCACCAAGGACGCCAAAAUGAAUUUCGACGACGCGCUUCAGAAAGGAUUGCUCGACAUCGCCGCUGGUACUUACACCAAUCCUUCGACAGGAGUCGCGAUGCCUAUUCCAGAGGCUAUCGAGAACGAUCUCUUGGACGCUUCUUCCGAUCAGACCGAUACAGCUACCACCAACGCAGUCCAACAAAUCGAUCAGAUCUACGACGAAAAAACCGAGAGAUUUCUUGAUCCAGAUACCAAGAAGUCUUACACUCUUACCGAAGCAAUGGAGAUCGGAUUGGUCGAUCCGAACACUCCUCUUUACGACGCUAGAACUACCGAGACGGUCACUGCUAAACAAGCACUCGAGAGGGGAAUGAUCGAUCCUGUCACGGGGAAGACUAAAGACGCUGAAGGUCGUGGUUCCGUUUCUCUGAAGCAGGCCGCGAAAUUGGGACUAUUGGCGGUGGUGGCAGCGCCAGUUCUCGCUGGAAAAGCGGUGUACGACGCUGUUCGCGAUGCUUCGAGCAAGAAAGACAAAGAGAUUGAUACACGCGCGAAGCAGGAACCUGCCAAGGUUUCCCGCCAAAAAGAAGAACAAAAAGUUUCGUCUGUGGUGGAUGGUGGUUUUGAAAAGAAAUCGAUGGUAGCAGAAACGCCAAAAGAGUCUCCUCCGGUGCAAGAGCAAACAGGAAAGGUAGAACCGUCCAAGCAACAACCUGAAACGAAGGAACUCGUGAAACAGCCAGACGAGAAACUGGAAGAGCCUUCGAAGAUAAAAGUAAAGGAGGAAUCACAAUCACCAGUUCAGCAUUCAGAGAUGCAGAUGAAAUUAGAAGAAACGGAGGAGGAAACAGAAAAAUCGGACGAAGUGGAGAAAAUAGAGACACCACAGAGAGAAGAGAUGCCCACCGAAGCAGAGGCUCUGGAGGAGUUCGAGCAAUUGGAGGCGGAACAAGACCAGGAGAGAGAAACCGAAUUCGAGACCGAAGAAGAUGGAAGACGAUUGACGAUCGAAGUGACGCCCGAUUUAACGGUCUAUGAUCUCGUUGUUCGAGGCGCGUACGACCUAGAAAAGGAGAAAUUCUUGGAUCCCGAGACAGAGGAGGUGGUCUCGUUCAGUAGUUUCGUUCUGGACCUCGGCGUGUUCGAUCCAGACCGAGUGUUGGUGAAGAAUCUGUCCUGCAGAACCACGGACAAGUACGUGACCCUGCGCGAAGCGAUUGCCAAGCCUUUGGUAGAUAGAAAUCACGGAUACAUGGUCGAUCCGAAGUCGGGCAAAAAGAUACCGUUCUUCGAGGCGGUGAGUUUAAGCUUGAUCAAGCAAAUGCCUGCGAUCGAUCAGUCAGAAAUCGCUACGAGGGCUGGUCAGGAUGGUCUGACUCUGCGCGAGGCCAUUGAAGACGGUUUGUUCGACUCGUCGACCUGCGAGAUUCACGACCCAACGACGAAUCGAACGUUGAAGCUGAACGAAGCUGUCGAGAGUGGACUGAUCGACCCCAGUUCGAUCAGCGUUCGGGAUCCUGUAAGCGACGAGGUUUUAUCCUUGCAAGAGAUACUGGAAUCCGGAGCAAACAUCGACGUCAAGGAUGCUUUCGAUAAAGGACUGGUCGUUCCCAAAUCGCGUAAACCAAUUUCGUUGGAAGCUGCUAUCAGAAAGGGGCUGUACGAGGAGGACACCGGCAAGAUCCUGGACGAGUUAACCGGUCAGUCGAUAGACGUGGAGGAGAGCGUACGCAGAGGACUGAUCGACGCGUUCAUCAGCGAGUGCGAGGACACCAAAGCAGGAACGUUCCUCUCGUUGGAGGAGGCUCUAAGCAGCGAGUCGAAGUUGCUGGAUCCGAGCACGGGUCGAUUACGAGACACCAAAACGGGCGAACUGCUUCCAUUGAACGUUGCCCUGAAGAGAGGAAUCAUCGCUACCACAGCUUUCGUCCCUUCCUUGACCGACGCCAUCGUGCAAGAGUAUUAUUGUCCAACGACUGGCCUCGUCGCGAACCCUACAACGGGGGAGGAGACCACUUUGAAAAAGGCACUGAUCACCGGCUACGUCGACGGGGAAACAACGAUGAUCAGGGACGAUCGAGACGAGAGAGUAUUGUCCCUACAGGAGGCUGAGGAGAGUCGAUUGGUCGAUCUCGAAAAGGGAAUACUGGUAUCUCCGCAUCCUAUGACACUGGACGUCGCGCACGAGAAAGGAUACAUCCUCAGCACCUUGAAACCUUGGACCCUGCAAGAAGCUCUGGCCCAUCAGACUUACGAUCCCCAGAAAGGCACGUUCAACAUAGACGGCGAGAUCUACACCCUCGAGAAGGCGCUCGAAAUCGGUUUGAUCACCAAAGACAGUUCAUCCGUGAAGGAUCCGAGGAACAGUGAAAUAAUCUCGCUGAGCGAAGCCAUUAAACAGGGCCUGAUCGAUCCUAAAACCGGCACAGCCCUCGAUCCGUUGACCAGCUCGCCUUUGUCGCUGACGGACGCUCUCGAUCACGGGAUCAUCGUCCCUGCGAAGCGCAAGAUCUCGCUACCAGAGGCGGUGUUCAAGGGUCUCUACGAGCCCACGACCGGUCGCUUCAUCGUUCCGGAGACUCGCGAGAAGCUACCGACCGAUCGUGCGAUCAAAGCCGGCGUUAUAGAUCCCAGCACAGCGGUGGUGCUACGCCAACCGGACGGCAAAGCGAUCACCUUCGACAGAGCGAUCAAAGAACUGAUCGUCGAUCCAAAAACUGGAACGGUGACCAACGAGAAAGGAAAACGCGUGGACUUCCGCGAGGCGUUGGAGCACGGAUUGCUCUUGGAGACCAGACGACCGAUGACCUUCAGCGAAGCCAUUUCCAAAGGUAUUCUGGACACGAGAACGAACACGUUCCUGGACCCCCAAACGGGCGUGUACCUCAGUUUACUGGAGGCGAUCCAGAGGAACCUGAUAGACGCGGACUCCGUGACUGUCAAGGACGGCAGAAGCGGUUUCCGGGAGAGGAUUUCGCUGAUGGACGCCAUAAGGACCGGCUACAUCAACGGUACCACCGGCAAAGUGAACGUCACAGCAGACUCUGUGAUGUCGUUGCAAGAAGCUUACAACGCCAGCUUGAUCAUCGAUCACAGAGCGGCCAUGUCCUUGCAGCGGGUGAUCCACAAAGGAUUCUACGACGAACAGACCGGAAAGAUCACCAAUCCCAGGACAGAGAGAUCGGUCACUCUGCACGAAGCCAUGAGGAACUGUCUGAUCAAUCCUACGCUUCCCUGUUACUGGGACAAACGAGCGGACAUGUUGCUCUCGCUAGCGGAAACCUGUCGCGCGGGAGUGAUCGACAGACGAUCGGGGAUGUUCAAGGAGCCAGGGGCGAACAGAUCGGUAUCGCUGUCGUUGGCGUUGCAGCUUGGACUGAUCGUCGACAUCGAGAUCACGGAGUUCUGCCUCCACCAGGCGAUCAUGAUGAACAUUUACGAUCCAUCCACAGGGAGGUUCACGCAUCCGUCCAGCAACCAGAAGCUCACUCUAGCAGAAUCCUGUCACGCGAAACUGAUAGAUGCCGACGCGUCGAUCGUCCGUUGCGAUCAAUCCGACCGGUACAUGCCGCUCACCAUGGCCAUUUCUAGCGGUAUCAUAAACGACACUCGCGGAACGUAUACGCUGUCUGACAACGGCGGAUCCAUCGAUCUACGAGAAGCAGUCUCCAGAGGACUCAUCGUAUCCUCGAAGUUCCCGCUCAGCAUAGAGGAGGCGGUCGCCUGCGACCUUUACAGAAGCCAGACCGGCGUGUUCGUCGAUCCACGUACUAAUAAGAGUCACGAUCUCACGCGUGCCUUCGACGUUGGCCUCCUAGAUCCCGACACAACCGCCCUCAAGGACGCGAUCACCGGACAGAUAACGUCCCUCUUGGCGGGCAUCGAGAACGGCGCCAUCGACGUGCCACACGGACGAAUCCUGGACUCGAAAACGAAACGAGCCUAUCCCAUCGACGUUGCCCUCGAGCGUGGCCUCCUGGUUACCUUGGAGAAACCGUUGACCCACGAACCGGCUCGUCAGAGCGUCACGCGCAAGGAGGAACCGUCCCGUCAGGAGUGCAGCAUCCAAGAGGCAAUCGACAAUCGUCUGAUCGAUCCAAACACAGCCGUGGUCAGACACCCGAAGAACGGCAGAUUCGUCACGGUGAACAGCAUCCUGGCUGACGGCGAGUUGGAUCCAACAGUCAGAGGAACGAUCGAGUCCGACUCGCCCCGUACAUCGGAUGGCAAACUGACGCCGCGUUUCGUUCGUUUUGGCGACGUCGAGGUGUACUUCGAGCGACCUCUGACCUUCGAGGACGCCGUGGAGAGAGGACACUUGUCCACGGAGAGCGGGAAACUGACGGAUCCGAAGACAGGCGAGCUAGUUACGUUGAAGGACGCCGUGGGACUCGGUAUCGUCGAUUCCGAUUCCGCGCUGAUCAAAGACACCAAGAAGAAGAAGCUGAUCAAAUUGGCCGAGGCGUUCAGGAAAGGUCUAAUGGACGCUGAGAAGGGUAACGUCUUGGAGACAGAGACCUCGAGACUGUACCCGUUGUCGAAAGCCAUCGAGGCGGAGCUCCUCAUCACGCCCAAACGCGGUUUGUCCUUCAUCGAGGCCCUAGAGUUCGGACUGUACGACACCGCGUCCGGUAGCUUCGACGAUCCCUUCCGUGUCGCGUCCGCGUUAGAUCGUAAACCGGCCACGUUGACGGAAGCAAUCGACGUCGGGUCGAUCGAUCCCUCCGGCACAGUGAUCAAAGAACCCGGUACCGGUAAAAUCGUUAGUUUGUUAGAGGCUAUAAACACCGGGAUAAUAGAUCCUAGGGCGGGCAGGCUUAUCGAAGACCCAUCGGGAAAGAGCCUUGACUUCGCGAAAGCCCUGGACCAGGGUUAUAUUCUCACCGCAGAAGCUAGGCAAGCGGUCGAGGAAAAGUACAAACUGUGCGACGAAACGUCCUCGAAGCUCCUCCAAUGGAUAUCCGAGGUCGAAGACAAACUGGCCGAGCAGGACAACGUCAAGGAAGACGUCGAUCAGCUUCGAAGUCAGAUAAACGCGAUGAAAGAGAUCAAAGAAGACCUCGAGGCCCACGCCCGACCAGUUUCCUCCUGCCUCGAUCAGAUUCGCCAAGUGGUUCUAACAGGAGGCAACGUGCUGUCCAGCGAGGAAGUGUCCACCUUGGAGAGAAACGGUCGGUCCCUGAAGACCAGGUUCGACAGAGCCUCGGAUCGAACCGAGAGAAUGGUCAAACGUCUGAUCGCCGCCAGAGACGAAUUGGUCAAAUUCAAAAACGAGUUGUCGACGUUCUCUCACUGGCUGGAUAACGCUAGACGAGUCUUGGAAGAGAAGGAGCAUUCAUUGUCCGACUUGAACAAGUUGAACAGCAGCGCGGACGCCACGCGUGAUUUCAUUAGCGACGUUAUAGCGCACCAAGCUGACCUACGGUUCAUCACAAUGGCCGCGCAGAAGUUCGUCGACGAGAGCAAAGAGUUCCUUCAUGUUCUGAACGAGUUCCGGACCAGUCUGCCGCAGAGGCUGCCGCACAAAGAACCGAUAGCUAGUCAGGACUCGCCCGUGCGCGGUGAGGUGUCGAUCGUCACUGCUCAGUACAAAGAUCUGCUCUCGCGGGCGAAUCUCCUGGCCGACAAGCUCUCAGGAGUUGGUGGAAGGCAGCGGGAUUACCGCGAGUCCUUGGAAAAAGCGAAAACUUGGCUGAAGGAGGUCGAACCGAAGGUUCACAGAGCCAUUUCCGAGUCGAUCGCGGCGGAACCGAAACAAGUCGAGGACCAAUUGAGCAAAGCAAAGGCGCUGAACAACGAGAUGCUUGCUAACGAACGCUUAGUGGAGAACGUCAAGGUCACGGUUGACGCGCUUUUGAGGUCUCUCGACGGUCAGUUAACACCGAAAGAGGUCGACGAACUGGAAGAGCCGGCAAGAGCCUUGGAGGACAAGUACAGACAGUUGAUCAACGCGAUUGGAGAGAAGUGCCAAGAAUUGGAUGCAGCGUUGGUUCGAAGCCAGGGAGUGCAAGAUGCUUUGGACAGCUUGGUACUCUGGUUGAACAACAUCGAGAGUCAGUUCAAGAACAUUCAGCGACCAGCGAGUUUGCAGAAAGAGCGGCUGGAAGAACAGCAGAGGGAUCAGCGUCUUCUUCAAGCAGACUUGGACAGUCAUCGUUUGAGCGUGGAAGCAGUUGCAGGCAGUGCACGGGAUCUGCUCACGAACUCGAACAACACACGAAUCGCGAAGCGUAUCGAGGGCAAGUUGAAAGACGUUCAGGUCAGGUUCGAGAAGCUGAUGGACAAGUCGUUGCGCCGGGGUGAAUUCCUCGAUGAAAUCGCGCAGGCACUUGGAGACUUCUUGGUAGAGACCACCAAGUUCGACAGCUGGUACGCUCAAAUGAUCGAGGCGUUGGAGUCGAGGGACUUGAACAAACUGGACGUAGCCGAGUACGAGAGCAAAAUGGAGUCUCUGAUUGAUAAGCGGGAAUAUCAACGAGCUAGCUUCGAAGAGCUGAUCCGCAACGGGAAGAACUUGAUCUCGAAGAAGGAUGUCACGGACGUAGCUCUGAUCAGAGACAAGAUCAAGGCUCUCGAGUCUCAGUGGAAGGACGUGAACAAUUUGAUCGACGAGAAGCUACGGCUGAGCAGCUCAAGAGCGAAACAGCUUUUCGCGUACGAGAAACUUCGCGAUCAGGUUAUCGAUUGGUUAACACGCACCGAGAACAAGGUUCAGGGCCUCGAACCCGUAGCUGUCGACUUGGAGAAGUUAAAGAGACAGGCUGACGAAUUGAAACCAGUGCAGAAAGAGUACCGUGAUUAUGGUAACACCGUAGAUAAAGUGAACGAUCUUGGAAUCGCUUACGAUGGUCUGCUGAAAGAACGAACCGAGAGCCCAACUCGACGUCGUGGUAGUACCAGUCCAACCAAGAGACCAGUACGACGAAUGUCACAAGACGGUCGCUCACCAUCUCCCGCUAAAUUGUAUGCAGCUCAAAGUCCGGUCUCUCCAGGUGGUAGCAGCGGAUUCAGUAGCCGCCGCUCCAGUCAAGACGGUUUUCAUCUCGAGGACUUGUCGCCUGUUCAGCAACAGCUUUCUGAGAUCAACAAUAGGUACGGAUUGUUGGGCGUGCGCUUGACCGACCGGCAAACAGAAUUGGACUCUGUGAGAGACGAACUCAAGAGACACGUGGAUAACUUGAAGACCCUGUCCCAGUUUCUGGAAAAGAUUCAGCGACAAAUACCGAAAGAGUGUAUACCAAACACGAAAGAGGAGGCGGACAAGACGGCGAAACAGAUCAAGAUCGUGAUCGAGGAAAUGUACGAAAAGCAAUCGUUGCUGGACACUACCAGGACCCAAGUGCGCGAUUUGGUCAGACGUAAGAAGGGAGCACACGGUGUGGACAGACUAAACGAUGAGAUGGAAGAUGUAACCAGCCGAUGGAGAUCGUUCAGCGAACGCUGUAAGGAUAGAAUAAAGUUCUUGGACGACGUGAAGGACUUCUACGACACAUCAGAGGGCCUGGUGUCGUGGCUCGGGUCGAAAGAGAGAAUGUUGAGCGCGUUGGGUCCCAUCUCGGCCGAUCCUAGAAUGGUUGCUAGUCAGGUGCAGCAGGUUCAAGUUUUGCGGGAAGAAUUCCGUACUCAGCAGCCUCAAUUGGAUCACUUGGUGCAAGUCGGAGAGAAUAUUCUCGGGGUGAUAGGAAUCGAUUCCACGGAUGGUCAGAGAACUAGCGCGAAGUUGAAAUCUAUUUUGGACAAGUGGGCCGAUCAGUUGUCCAGACUCGACGAGAGGGCGCAAAGUUUGGGAGACGCAGUUGACACCAGUCGCGAGUUCGACGCGAGUCUGAACCGUUUGCGCGACGCUCUGCAAGGAAUCUCGGACAAUCUGGACGAAUUGACCCUCGAGAAGGACCCUGAGGAUCAGCUGCGGAAAAUCGAGAACCUCGAGAGACAAUUGGAAGGCCAAAGACCUUUGCUGGCCGACGCCGAAGCAGCGGGUGAACAGCUCUGCGAAGUCUUGAGCGAUCCGGCCUCAAAAUCCGAGAUCCAUGGAAAGUUGGCUGCCGUUGGUAAACUUUACACGAACCUUCAAAAGAAAUUGGACCACAAGAAAGCUGAGAUCGAGGGUAACUUACGAGAUGGAAGACAGUUCGAGGCCUCCUGCACCAAAACCUUGGGUUGGCUUGCCGAUGAGCUUGGAAACAUGUCAGAGAAAUUGUUGGUAUCCGCUGACCGAGACAUCUUGCAGCAGCAACUCGAUCAUCACGAGCCGAUAUAUAGGAACGUAAUGGGCAAAGAACACGAGGUCAUCAUGCUGCUGAACAAGGGACGUGACAUGCUUACACGGUCUCAGAAAGUCGAGAAUCGAUCUCUGCAACGCGACUUGGACAAAAUGCAUUCGCAGUGGGAUCGUUUGAAGAAAGACAUGCUCGAUAGGCACACAAAGUUGCAGACCUGCGCGGAACACUGCAAGAAGUAUUAUAAAGCGCAAGAUUCGUUCUUGCCGUGGCUUCGACAAGCCGAAGACAGACUCGAGUGUUUGAAACCAGCUUCCUUCAAACGCAAGGACAUUGAAAAACAACUCAAAGAACUUUCGUCGUUCAGAAAUGAGGUCUGGAAACAUUCCGGGGAGUUCGAAAACAAUAAGACUCUGGGCGAAACGUUCCUCGGAGCUUGUGACAUUGAUAAACAGAACGUCAAAAAUGAACUUGGUGCCAUGAAGACUAGGUGGGACAAGCUGAACAACGAUCUACUGACAAGAACACAAUCCUUGGAAGAUACUGCGCGACAUUUGAUGGACUUCAACGAAAAUUUGCGAGAUUUGCGACACGGCUUGCAGCGUUGCGAGGAUAAAUUGGCAUCUCACGACGCUCUCGGUGGAGCGGCUAAAGAUCCGAAGCUUCUCGAUAGGAUAAAGAGUUUACGAGAAGAGACGACAAACUUGAAGAAACCUCUGCAAUGCGUGAAACAGCAAGCCAAUGACUUGGCGAACAAGGCUGGUGAACAAGGUGUCGACGCGACGCACUUGCAGGACGAGGUGGACAAUCUGAACGAUCGAAUCAACGACCUGCAAGCGAAGUUGGACGACAGAUGCAACGAAUUGCAGAGUGCAGCUACCGCUGUCGCGCAAUUCAACGAUCACGUGAAAUCGAUAGGUCAACAGGUCUCCAGUCUCGAGAAGGAAUUGGACUCGAUGAGAGCACCGGGAAGAGAAAUUAAAAUUGUACGAUCUCAGAUAGAGGAAACGACGAAAGUGAUCAGCAAGGUCAACCGAUUGUACGAGGAAGUCACCGAUCUGGAAAGCCUCGGCGAACGUUUGGUCGAUUAUGGUUUCGCGGCUGACGCCGUAGCUACCAGAGAGCAGGUCGCUGGCUUGAAACGACAAAUCGGAAAACUCGACGAUCGUUCUCGGGACCGCCACGACGAACUUACCGCAACACUUGACAAGCUGCAAGAAUUUUAUCAGGCGCACACCACCGUAAUCUCAGAGAUCGACGAAGCAAACGAACAGUUCAGGAGGUUCAGGCCUGUUGGGUCAGAAGUAGAAUCUAUAAAAGCACAACAGGAGGACUUCAGACUUCUGAAACUCCACAAGAUAGAGCCGUUGGCCCGUGCCGUCGAAGAUUGCAACUCGCUGGGCCAGGGUUUGAUUCAGACUGCCGGUCGCGACGUUAAUACCAGCAAUAUCGAAAAGGAUGUCGACAAGAUGAACGACAAGUGGAACGACCUGAAAGAUAGGUUGAACGAGCGGGACAGAAGAUUGGACGUGGGGCUUCUUCAGUCGGGCAAAUUCCAAGAGGCUCUGGACGGGCUGGAGAAAUGGUUAACGGACACGGAGGAGAUGGUCUCCAAUCAGAAGCCACCGUCUUCGGAUUACAAGGUGGUCAAGGCACAGCUGCAGGAGCAGAAGUUCUUGAAAAAGAUGCUGAUGGACCGACAGAACUCGAUGUCGUCUUUGUACAACAUGGGCCAAGAGGUGGCGGCUGGAGCAGAUCCCAAGGAACGAAAGAUGAUCGAGAAGCAGUUGAAAGAAUUGGUGGGAAGAUUUGACAACCUAACGGAAAGUGCUGCAGAGAGAAUGGAAGCGCUCGAACAAGCAAUGGGCGUAGCUAAACAAUUCCAGGACAAACUGGUCCCGCUGGCAAUCUGGUUGGACAAAACGGAGAAACGCGUUAGGGACAUGGAGCUGGUACCAACGGACGAGGAGAAGAUUCAGCAACGCGUUACGGAACACGACGCUCUUCACGAAGACAUUCUGUCGAGGAAGCCCGACUUCAGCGAGCUCACCGAAAUAGCUAGUCAAUUGAUGGCCCUUGUAGGCGAGGAUGAGGCUAGCUUGCUGGCUGACAAAUUACAAGACGCUGCUAACAGAUACGCAGCUUUGGUGGAACGGUCGGAGGCACUCGGUGGAUUAUUGCAGAGAUCCAGACAAGGCUUGCGUCAUUUGGUUCUGAGCUAUCAAGAACUCCAGGCCUGGAUGGAGAGCAUGGAGAUAAGGUUAUCGAAGUAUCGGGUCUUGGCAGUACACACGGAGAAGCUUCUCCAGCAGAUGGAAGAUCUUGCGGAUUUGACCGAAGAAGUCUCAACGCGACAGACCGAGGUAGACAGUACCACCGAUGCAGGCUUGGAACUGAUGAAACACAUCUCCAGCGACGAGGCCCUUCAACUGAAGGACAAGCUCGAUUCCCUGCAACGACGAUUCAACGAUUUGGUCAGCCGUGGUUCGGAUCUACUGAAACACGCGCAAGAGUCCCUGCCGCUGGUCCAACAGUUCCACGACAAUCACAAUCGGCUGAUGGAUUGGAUGCAGGCCGCGGAAUCCGCUCUGCAAUCCGCGGAGCCUCGCGAGGACGAGAUCGUGCGAUUGGAAAUGGAAAUAUCCGAGUACAGACCAGUCUUGGACAAGAUCAAUGCCGUUGGACCACAGCUGUCUCAGCUAUCACCGGGCGAGGGUGCAGCGACCAUAGAGGGCUUGGUCACUAGGGACAAUAGACGAUUCGAUGCUAUCGCGGAACAGAUCCAACGAAAGGCCGAGAGGAUUCAGCUGAGCAAGCAGCGUUCUCUGGAAGUUAUUGGCGACAUCGACGAUCUACUGGAAUGGUUCCGCGAAGUGGACAAUCAAUUGCGGGAGGCGGAACCACCGAGCAGCGAGCCCGAGAUCAUCAGGGUGCAGCUGAAGGAGCACAAAGCACUGAACGAUGACAUAUCCAGUCAGAAAGGUCGCGUCAGGGACGUGAUAUCGACAGCGAAGAAAGUGAUACGCGAGAACGGCCAUCACGAGGAUACCUCGACCAUCAGAGAAAAGAUGGAGGACCUCCGCGAGACCAUGGAGAUCGUGUCUGGCCUCUCAGCGGACAGACUGGGAGCUCUGGAGCAAGCAUUGCCACUGGCCGAGCAUCUCCGCGAUACCCACAUCGGUUUGGUCAGCUGGCUCGAGGAGGCCGAACAACAGGUCGCCAUGCUCCCUAUGCCAGCCUUGAGGCCCGACCUGAUCGCUGCUCAACAGGACAAGAACGAGCUCCUGUUGCAGAGCAUCAACGAGCACAAACCCUUGGUCGAGAAGCUGAACAAGACCGGCGAGGCACUGCUGAAGCUCUGCAACGAGGAGGAAGGUAUCAAGAUACAGGACAUCCUGGAAGCAGACACUGCUCGGUACGCAGCCCUCAGAGCCGAGCUACGAAGUCGACAACAGACUCUGGAACAGGCGUUGCAGGAGUCCUCUCAAUUCUCGGACAAACUGGAGGGUAUGUUGCGCGCUCUUUCCUCCACGGCGGACCAGGUACACGGCGCGGAACCGAUCAGCGCUCAUCCUGGUCGCCUCAGGGACCAGAUGGAGGAGAAUUCGGGCCUGGUGGACGAACUGGCCCAAAGGUCGGAGGCGUACGCGGCCGUGAGACGCGCCGCGGACGACGUGAUCAGCAAGGCGGGCAACAGAGCCGAUCCAGCCGUGAAGGACAUCAAACGGAAGCUCGAGAAACUGAACAAACUAUGGAGCGACGUGCAGAAAGCCACCAACGAGCGAGGACACACGCUGGACGAUGCCCUGACGAUAGCAGAGAAGUUCUGGUCCGAGCUGAACGGCGUGAUGUCGACUCUGCGAGAGCUGCAAGACGCUCUCGCUGGUCAGGCGCCGCCAGCCGCUCAGCCGGCCGCCAUUCAACAGCAACAGGUCGCCCUGCAAGAAAUCAGACACGAGAUCGACCAGACCAAACCGGACGUGGAGCAGGUACGCGUUUCCGGCCACGAGCUGAUGGGUCUAUGCGGCGAACCAGACAAACCCGAGGUCAGGAAGCACAUCGAGGACCUGGAGCAAACCUGGGACAACGUAACCGCCCUAUACGCCAGACGCGAGGAGAAUUUGAUCGACGCGAUGGAGAAGGCCAUGGAGUUCCACGAAACGUUGCAGAACCUUUUGGAGUUCUUGCAGGAGGCCGAGGAGAAGUUCGCCCGCAUGGGUCCGCUGGGCAGCGACAUCGACGAAGUUAAGAAACAGAUCAAGCAAUUGGCCAAUUUCAAAGCGGAAGUAGAUCCUCACAUGGUCAAGGUCGAAGCCCUGAACAGACAAGCCGCCGAAUUGACGGAAAGGACAUCGUCGGAGCAAGCAGCCGCCAUCAAAGAGCCGCUGGGAGCCGUGAACAAACGAUGGGACGGAUUGCUCAGAGGCCUGGUCGAAAGGCAGAGACUCCUGGAGAACGCUCUGUUGCGGUUAGGACAAUUCCAACAUGCGCUCGACGAGCUUCUGGUAUGGAUCGAGAAGACGGACGACACUCUGGACAAUUUGAAAGCGGUGGCUGGCGAUCCACAAGUGAUCGAAGUGGAGCUGGCCAAGCUGAAGGUGUUGGUGAACGAUAUUCAAGCUCACCAGACGAGCGUCGACACGCUGAACGAUGCUGGUAGACAGCUGAUCGAGGACGGGAAGGGAACAGCGGAAGCGUCGACGACGGCUGAGAAGUUGGGUACUUUGAACCGUCGUUGGCGCGAUCUGCUUCAACGCGCUGCCGAUCGUCAACGAGAGCUGGAAGACGCUCUCAGGGAGGCGCAGUCCUUCACCGCGGAGAUACAGGAUCUUCUGUCUUGGCUCGGCGACGUGGACAACACCAUAGUGGCUUCCAAGCCGGUCGGAGGACUUCCGGAAACGGCCUCGGAACAGCUAGAGCGAUUCAUGGAAGUCUACAACGAGUUGGAGCAGAAUCGGCCGAAGGUCGAGACGGUUCUUCAGCAGGGUCAGGAGUAUCUGAAGCGAGCCGACACGCACAGCGCCGGAGGACUGAACCACAACUUGAAGACCUUGAAACAACGCUGGGACAACGUCACGGCACGAGCCAGCGACAAGAAGAUCAAGCUGGAGAUCGCGCUGAAGGAAGCCACGGAGUUCCACGACGCGCUCCAGGCGUUCGUUGACUGGCUGACCAACGCGGAGAAGAUUCUGACCAACCUGAAACCCGUGUCGAGGGUGAUGGAGACCAUACUUGGCCAAAUAGAGGAGCACAAGUCUUUCCAGAAGGAUGUGGGAGUUCAUCGCGAGACGAUGCUGAAUCUCGACAAGAAGGGAACUCAUUUGAAGUACUUCUCCCAAAAACAAGACGUAAUUCUGAUUAAGAACUUGCUGAUAAGCGUGCAACACAGGUGGGAGAGGGUAGUGUCCAAGUCUGCUGAGAGAACGAGGGGUUUGGAUCACGGUUACAAGGAGGCCAGAGAGUUCCACGACGCUUGGUCGAGCCUGAUGAACUGGCUGGACGAGACUGAGAAAACUUUGGACGAGGUUGCGGCUGACGGUGGCCUCGGUGGAAACGAUCCCGAGAGAAUAAAGACGCGACUGAACAAACACCGCGAAUUACAGAAGGCGUUAAGCGCGAAACAGGGCACCUAUGACACCACCAUGAAGAACGGUAAGACGUUGAAGGAUAAGGCCCCCAAGAGCGACGAGUUCGCUCUGAAGGAACUCUUGAACGAAUUGAAGAACAAGUGGACCACCGUUUGCGGCAAGUGCGUGGACAGGCAGAGGAAGCUCGAGGAGGCUCUGCUAUUCUCUGGACAGUUCAAGGAUGCCAUUCAAGCGUUGCUCGAGUGGCUCAGCAAGUCCGAGAAACAACUGGCGAACACAGGACCGCUCCACGGCGACUUGGACACCGUGGUGAACUUGGUCGAACAGCACAAGACCUUCGAGAAGGACUUAGAGUCUCGAGCCUCUCAGAUGGAGUCUGUUAUAAAAACCGGUCGAGAGUUGCUCGGCAAAGCGACGCCCGAGGACGCAUCCGCCAUUGGAUCUCAGCUGGCCGAACUGAACGACCUCUGGAACACGGUGUCCCGAUUGUCCUCCGAGAAGACGGACCGUCUCGAGGACGCGCUUAGAGAAGCGGAACGUUUGCAUAAGGCGGUCCACGUGCUUCUCGAAUGGCUGAGCGACGCCGAGAUGAAGCUGAGGUUCGCUGGGCAGCUGCCGGAGGACGAGCAGGAGAGUAGGAAUCAGUUGAUGGAACACGAGAAGUUCUUGCGCGAACUGCGUACCAAAGAAAUGGAGAAGGAUCAGACUUUGGAACUGGCUCACGCGAUUCUCGCGAAAGCUCACCCGGACGGCGUUCUGGUCAUCAGGCACUGGAUCACGAUCAUUCAGUCCAGGUGGGACGAAGUGGCCACCUGGGCUCACCAGAGGAAUCAGAGAUUGGAGAACCACAUGAGAGGACUUCAGGACCUAGACAAUCUCUUGGAAGAGCUACUUUCGUGGCUGGAAGGUCUGGAGAAUACCCUGAACGCGCUCGAGGCCGAGCCUCUGCCGGACGACAAGGCUACGUUGGAGAUGCUGAUUGCGGAUCACAGAGAGUUCAUGGAGAACACUAGUCGAAGGCAGAACGAGGUCGAUCGCGUUUGCAAAGCCAGACAGAUCAAAACAGUCAAAGACACAAAGAAGAUGUCGAAGGCUAAGUCACCCGCGCCGACCCGAGCCAGCCCGGGCCGUGAGAGAACGCCAGAUUCGUUGCCGCACAUUGGCCCACGCUUCCCACCCAAAGGAAGCAAAGGCGCCGAACCGGAGUUCCGUAGCCCGAGGGUGAAGCUUCUCUGGGACCGGUGGAGACACGUGUGGAUGUUGGCCUGGGAACGCCAACGCAGACUCCAGGACAAGUAUAAUUACAUUCAGGAAUUAGACCGUGUCGCGAACUUCAGCUGGGAGGACUGGCGUAAGAGGUUCCUGAAAUUCAUGAACCACAAGAAGUCCAGGUUGACAGACCUCUUCAGGAAGAUGGACAAGAACAACGACGGACUGAUUCCGCGCGAUGACUUCAUCCAAGGAAUCAUGAACACCAAAUUUGAGACUUCACGGUUAGAAAUGGGAGCAGUCGCGGAUUUGUUCGAUCGCCACGGGGAGGGACUGAUCGACUGGAAAGAGUUCAUUGCCGCCCUGAGACCCGACUGGGAGGAGCGCAGAACGUACAACGACACGGACAAGAUCCACGACGAGGUGAAACGGUUGGUGAUGCUGUGCACUUGUCGCCAGAAAUUCCGUGUGUUCCAAGUCGGCGAGGGAAAAUACAGGUUCGGGGACAGUCAAAAAUUACGACUGGUUCGAAUUUUACGAUCCACCGUGAUGGUACGAGUCGGUGGUGGAUGGGUAGCCUUGGACGAAUUUCUAUUAAAAAAUGACCCUUGCCGCGUUUUUCUAAUGCCGAUACCGGACCCUAACAAACCGGAACAACAUGAGGGUUGGUGUCCGCUCGCCAAGGGAAGAACGAAUAUCGAGCUGCGAGAGCAAUUCAUACUGGCGGACGGCGUCAGCCAGACAAUGACGGCGUUCAGAUCGAAGCCGAGCCCGACCUCGACGUUGCAGCGUACGCAAAUCUCAUCCGCGAAUACCGGACCGAUCACCAAGGUGAGAGAACGAAGCGCUCGAAGCGUUCCUAUGGGACAGUCCAGAGCGUCGCGCUCCUCUCUGAGCGCCGGGACGCCGGACAGCCUGAGCGACAACGAGAGUUCCUUCAGAAUUGGCUCCGCCAGGAAGACCAGCACACCCUACAGAAGCACCAUCACGCCCGGCGGUAGUCGUCCAUCGAGCAGACCGGCGUCGAGACCAGCGUCCAGACCGACCAGCAGACCCGGAAGCAGACCCGCCUCCAGACAGGGUAGCAAACCCCCGAGUCGCUACGGUUCCACUCAGUCGCUCGACAGCACUGAUGACUCGACCAACCUGAGCCGUAUUCCGCGCAGGACGAACGUGAGUACCACAGGGAACACGCCGACCUCCAGCAGACAUAACAGCGUGUCCGGAAAGAGACUUGGAACGCCGGUGAACGGUUCAAGUUCGAGGCCGCGAACGCCCACCGGUCUAGUUAGUCCAGCCAGUGGCGUUCCCGCGAGGUUUGGCACAAUCCAUAGAGCUUCGAGCAUUCCAACCCUGACUGGUGUCGGAACACCGAUCAGCCGCUCGAGGAUUCCCGUGUACAUCGGCUCGGAUAUUAAAUCCCCGCAAUCGACGACCAGCAAUAUAUCCACUCAUUCUACGCAAAGCAACAACUCGACGGUUUCUACCGAUUCUACCGGGAGCAGCUCGGUGUGUACAAAUUCAGCGACUAACACCUCCUCGGCCGUUAAACAAAAUAGAACGAGAACACCGUCCAGCGGUUCGAGCACGCCGCUGCCACCAUCCCUGAAGCUGUCGAGGAAACCUUCCGGGGCCUCGGACACCUCAGUGUCAACGACACCGACCACUCAACGGAAAGGAAGACCAACGCCGAUCGACCAACGAGCACCAUUCCGAUUAUAGUCGCCGGACAUCCUUAUAGUCAACACGAAAGAAAGGCCAAACGUCGACGCCGGGAUCGGCAAUCCUUUUUACGUGAUCCCCGUCGACGAAACGCUUAGGAUAAUCUAAUAUAUACAUAUAUGUAAUAACGAUUCGAACCGCGAGGACGCCUCGGGAGAUACCAGUCGUUAUUGGCUCUCGUUUCGAGCAUAGCGCGAAUUCGAUAUCGAAGCGAGGCCCUCCUCGGGCGCGUCCGCACUAAUCGACCGUAAAAGAGCUUAACAUUAUUAUCGAACUAUUUUGUAAAAAACGCAUAGAAUCAUGUAAUAUGGAACGGACGCGACGCGCGAUCCAAAGAGAAAUUUAUUUGGGAACAAUCGUCGGUUUUGCGUGAGAAACCUCUGCGUAACGGAAACCGACGGGCCUCGUUCUCGCGCCCCCACUCCGGCUGUAUCGAUUUAACUCUUUUUUCGUAAAUACGUUUCUUUACAUACAGAGAAUAGCGAUAACGAUUUAUUAUUAAUGUAAUUUGUAAUUUUACGUUAUCCAUAGAGCUAGGUGUUUAUCAGCAGACACGUGCGCGCGCGAAAGUAACGUCUCGUCCCUUGGAAAGAAAGAAAUCCGUGGCGGGUGUACGCGUACUUGCGAAUUCAAGAUGGCGGCGUACGCUCGAUCCCGCGUCGCUGACUACCGACCGAUCUUUUCGUUGUCCGUUUCCUUCCCCCUCGAUCCUCCAUCCUCGAUCGUUCUGUUAAUCGAUCCAAAGGGCCCUACUAGAGGAGCAACGAACAGAAGGAACGCCUGUUUCUUUUUUUCUUUUAUUUUUUUUUCGUUUUGUUUAGGGGAGAUUAAAAAUCACGAUGUAAAUAUUGCUCGAUUCUCCGGCUCGGUGUCGCAACCGGGAACCACUCCGCGAAUAAGACAGUUUCCUAGAAAAGACACGAGUUUACGCUACCCGCAACGAUUGCCUUAAAAGUCUAUCGCCGUACCGCUUCUGCGCGAAUCGUACCUGCCUGCCGAGGCGAACCGACGCUCGGAUGAAACAAGUAGGGCCCCGAACCAACGGAGAAGCGAUUCUUUUCGUCUGAUCGAGAACCGUUCGCCCCGCCAUCACGGGCGCACAACACAGAAAUAUCUAUUUUGCGAAAAGGCAUUUUUUCCGAUUCUUCUUCUACAUUUUUUUUUUUUUUUUUUUUUUACGUUUUAGAUGCGAUUAACGCGAUAGCACUGAUUCGUACGAUGAUGCGAUUAAUCUAUUAACUAUUCUUAAAUGUUAAUCUCUGUUUUCGCUUUACUUGAAGGUUCUGUAUCGUCGCUACUAAUUGCAGUGGAAAAAAGAAAUAUACGCAAAACGCACACGCAUUUGACACCAAACUGACGUUCCUCGAUCUUUCCUUCACAGAGACAUAUAGACAACGUAUAGAAACAAAUCGAAUAUGGCACGAUGGACGGAUCGUGUUCCGAGAAAGUUCACGACGAACUCGUACUUUUCGACGAGUGAGAAGAUCUAUGAUACUAUGUUUGAAUACCUGCGUUCCAAACCGUAGGUUCUUUUCUUACUUUAAUACCAAAUUCAUAAAAAUUCAUUAAAAUUUAAAUCUCGCGUAAGAGUGCUGGCACGUACCCAGAAACGUAGUGCUCUUUCCAUUUUCCAAAAUUUAUUUUAAUAUUCUCCAUUCUAACAGAGUCAACAAAUUCAUACAUGUUUUACGUACUUAUCUAUGUAUUUUAUUUUUUAUUAAUAAACA